Dioscorea cayenensis subsp. rotundata (Guinea yam) is the source of this 936-nucleotide messenger RNA. Its product is annotated as GATA transcription factor 19-like. Bases 1 to 936 code for a protein of 311 amino acids. Gene Ontology annotation, molecular function: sequence-specific DNA binding; zinc ion binding; protein binding. Gene Ontology annotation, biological process: regulation of DNA-templated transcription. The record is from RefSeq and is a predicted model, not a curated record. The transcript has 8 exons. NCBI's taxonomy places the organism in Eukaryota, Viridiplantae, Streptophyta, Magnoliopsida, Dioscoreales, Dioscoreaceae.
AUGGACGCAGGCGACGAUGAUCACCUGCUUCCUUUCGAUGCUGCCAACCUCGACGUCGAUGUGGAUGCCCCUGAUGAUGAUGGUUGGGUGGAUGAGGUCAUCGGCGAUGGCGCUGAAGAGCCAUCGGAGUCGCUCCCCGAUCCUCAGCCUGAGGAUCAACUCAUUAUCACCUUCCAGGGAGCUGUUCAUGAGUUCAAUGGAAUAUCUCGGCCAAGGGUGGAAGCAAUAAUUUAUUUGCUAACUGAGAAUGAGACAUCUGCUGUUGUCACUCGCAUGAGACCAGGGUUAGAUGUAAAUUCCAAGGAUUUGGAAAAAGUCUCACAAUCAAAAUCCUCAGCCAAUGCUUACAGGCAGGAAGCUUUAAUGAGAUAUAGGGAGAAAAAAAAGAAACGUAACUUCAUGAAUAGAGUGAUGUAUGAAAGUAGACAAGAGGCUGCUUCAAGAAUGAAACGACACAAAGGUCAGUUUGUAUCAUCCAAAUCAAACAUCGAUGCAGAAGGCAAUCCAUCCAAUGAAAACAAUGCUGAGGAAGAAACAAAUCCAAUGUUUUGCCAAAAUUGUAUGAUUAGCAAAGAUGAGACCCCAAUGAUGCGUCGAGGGCCAAAUGGACCAGGAACUCUAUGCAAUCCUUGUGGGUUGAAGUGGUCACACACAGGCAUCCUAAGAAUUCCUGCUCAGGUUCCAUCUUCCAUGAACAAUGACCUCCAGGUUAACAAAGUUGAGCAGGAACUGGACUUCAUGCCUGCCACAUUUACUGCUUAUCUGCAGGGUAUAGCUCAAAUCCCUCCUGAGGUUUAUCCAUCCUCGGUGGACAAAGAUCUCCAGGAUAACAACAUUGACCAGAUUGACAACAAUGGCAUCAGAGUUCCGGACUUGUCAUGGGAUGAUCUCAUAAUUGAAUCUGCUGAGACAGGGCAAGCUGGGAAAGAAAGCUAG